AGGCAACAGCAGCAGAGGUGCAGAAGUAGACCCACAUGUAUUAUUUUGACAAUGUUUUACCUAACACCUCUGAGUAAUAGGCAAAUCAAUAACGUUGGGCUUUUCUAGCAAAUUAUUCUAGCUACCAAACAAUGUUUCCCCAUUUACAACUAGCUAGGUACUUUGUAACAAUCGAAUGGGCACAACGUGUGUAGAGCUAGCACAAUUAUUCUGAGACCAUCACGGUACAUUUGGGAACGAACUGUUUGUUGGCUGAAAAAGUAAUCGACACAUUCUGCGUUGUGCGUAGAACCACAAAAGCCAACUCGCGAGCCCUCUGCGAGAUUGGGUCGCUGGUGAGCAGCAAACACCAUCUGAAAAAGAAAGAGAACAUGGAAUAAACAUGGCACACAACAUAAGCUUUUUUGAAGCUCUGGAUAGAUCAGAGGCCAGGCGAGAUGGAGGGUACAAGCAGAACUGGAGCUUUUCUCUUUCUGAAGGCAGUGAAGAGGAGAGGAGACAUGACUGCACAUCGGUGGUGACCACGAAGGAGAUGGAUGGACAGCAGCACUCCUCCCCAGAGGGGCAGAAGUCCCCCGCUCUUAGGCACUUCUCUUCUGCGGAUCCCCUGAAAACAUACGAAAACAGGCCAAAUGCAAAUAAUCACAUAAGGGCUCUAAACAAACUAGGAACUGGCAAGAGGCUAAGUGAAAUCCCAUACCCGGUAGCAACGACGUCACCAAUGCCGAACAGAACAGACUAUUUAAUCGGCAGCCCAACACCGCCUCAAGGGGUCGUUCUACAGGGGAGACACUUUCAGCACACCCACCAUGUUCCUGCUGCAAUGAGGAAACCUGUCCAAAGCAACCUUGACUUAAAGGAAAGGAAAGAGUACAGCACCACCCAGCAGCAGAUCCAACCAGUAGAAGUAGAGAGCAUCAUUCUCACCUGUCCAGAGAGCCCAGCCAACGACAACUCGAGCAUCAAACGCGUGUCCAGCAGCACAGUCGGAGAGCCUCGGCGGAGGGCUGUUGUAGCUUUCCCUCGCAGGUUCAGAUCGAGGAGGCCCUACAUCAAAACGUAGUGUGCGGGAAGUGUAGCAAAUCCAGUGACAACAGCACCAUGUGUGAACACUGUGGGAACCCCUUGGCGUUGGAGGCCCCCCACCUCCACCACCCCCCCUGCAGCCCAGCCUACGUCCCCCACGCCCAGACCCCCCCAUCCGACCCCACCCC
This is a messenger RNA of Salmo salar (Atlantic salmon), 1214 nucleotides long. The record is from RefSeq and is a predicted model, not a curated record. NCBI's taxonomy places the organism in Eukaryota, Metazoa, Chordata, Actinopteri, Salmoniformes, Salmonidae.